UUCUUGACCUCAGCUAUACAGAUUCCCGUCGUAGCUGGCGCUCUGUGGAAAAUUGUGAUCAAGUCAAGAUGGCUACGUUUCCAUCGAUUAGUCAGGUUGCUGGGUCCAAUAUCACAGCAUAUGAAUCUCUCUUCAGACAAGUGGAUAAGAGUGGCACAGGGAAGAUAGGCGCCGUAGAUGCAGCGGCAUUCCUCAAGAAGUCUGGACUAAGAGAAACCAUCCUCCAUAAGAUAUGGGAGCUUUCUGACCCCCAGGGAAGGGGGUAUCUGGACAAACAGGCAUUUACUGUAGCCCUGAAGUUGAUAGCCCUUGCACAGAGUGGCAAGGAAGUUGCCCUGACGGGAUUGACCUUCCCAGCCCCUCUUCCCAGUCUGGCUGGUACUCCUCCAGUGCACGGUAGAUCAGGAAGCCCUGCUAUGGGAGAUAUCCCAUGGGCAGUAUCGGCUGAAGACAAAGCUAAGUAUGAUGGGAUCUUUGACGGUCUCUCUCCCAUGGACAACAAACUAUCGGGUGACAAGGUCAAAGGUGUCUUUAUGAACUCUAAACUACCUGUAGAUGUACUCAGCAGGAUAUGGGAUCUGAGUGACAUCGACAAGGAUGGUUUAUUAGACAGAGUUGAGUUUUCAGUGGCAAUGUACCUUGUAUACCGAGCCCUAGAGAAGGACCCUGUCCCUGCUGCUCUCCCAAACAAACUCAUCCCACCCUCCAAGAGGAAAAAGCCUGCCCUUCCCGGCUCGGUCUCGGUCCUUCCUGGGCUGCCGUCUGCUGGUGCUCUCAGGAGAGUGACUCCACCCCCUACAAGCCCAGCCCUGCGUAGCGGUUCCCCAUCAGUAAUGGCUUUCCCACAGCAACCAAGCACGGUUGGGGCUGGUAGCACUGCUCCUUGGGUAGUUACAUCAGAGGAUAGCGCCAACUGCUACAUCUUGUUUAAGCAGCUUGACACAGAGAUGAAAGGUUACCUAAACGGUGACCAGGUCAAACCAUCACUUCUAGAAACCGGUCUACCACACCAGACACUUGCUCAUAUUUGGAAUCUAUGCGACAUCAAGCGGACCGGUCAGUUAAACCCUGAUCAGUUUGCCCUGUCAAUGUACCUAGUAAAUCAAGCCAAGGCAGGCGUCAUGCCGCCACAUCAACUCACCCUUGAGAUGAUACCACCAACAUUCAGACCUAAACCAGGGGGGACAGAACCAGGACUAGCGGAAUUGGGAUCGAUCCCCGGAGGAGCCCCUGGAGACUUCUCAGCUAUCAAGGAGCUUGACGCUAUCAGUAAGGAGAUCGAUAUCCUUGGCAAGGAGAAGGGCCAGCUCCAGACGGAUAUACAGAAGAAAGAGGAGCUCAUUAAGAUGAAGAACAUGGAAGUUCAGGGUCUCCAGACAGAGCUGGACAAAUCCUCGGCCCAGGUCAAGCAGCUAGAAAACCAGAAAUCAGAGGCCCAGAGAAGACUAGAUGAUCUGGACCAGCAGAAGACCAAAUUAGAGGGUCUACUCACAGAGGUCCAAUCCCAGUGUCAAGAGGUCCAGAAGAGCGUAGACUCAUUGCGAGGACAGAUCAGUUCACAACAGAGCAACGUCAAGAAGAAAAAGCUCAAGGGUGAAGAAGCGAAGAAAGCUAUAGUCAAGGCCCAGGAAGAAGAACUGAAGACGGCACAGACAGAGCUGAUCACCCUGAGGAAGGAGGAGCAGCAGCUUGAGCAGCAGGUGGAAACGGGGAAGUCCCAGCUGACCACAGUGGAGCAAAGCCUCAACCAAACAAACCAACAAAUCACAGAGCUCCACACGAAGCUAUCCUCGCUGCGUGAUACCAAGACCAAGUUAAAUGGAACCAUGUCUCAGAUCAGUCAGGCUAUGGACACAGCUAACUCCACGGGUACCAUGCCACAAAUCGAUGAGUUUGGAUCGUUCAACGACUCCAAGUUUGGUCUCUCUCAUGAUGAUAUCUUCAGUAGCAGGGCAACAGCCGGUAGCAGUAGUCCUGUGAGUAGCUUGAGUGGAUUCAGCAUCGGGUCAGAGGUUAACAGCAAGACAGGAGAUACCGCUGAUGAUAAGGAUGAUCCGUUCAAGUCUAAGGACCCAUUUGCUGGCAUGGGAGACGUAACAUCCUCAGAUCCCUUCCAAGCUGAAGACCCUUUCAAAGACUCUGAUCCUUUCAAAUCCGAAGGAGGAGAUCCCUUCAAGAGCGAGGCCUUCCAGGCCAACCCAUUUGGCGGAGACCCUUUCAAGAGUGAUCCCUUUGGCACAGGAGCCACCACCACAAACUCUGAGGACCCCUUCAGCGGCGGAUCCGCAAACAAUUCCAACGACCCUUUCUCUUCGUCAUCCCCAGGGUCCACCGACCCGUUUGGAGGAUCGACGGCAGCGAAGGAUCCGUUUGUAGGCGGCGAUCUAUUCGCAUCAAAAUCUGGUGACCCCUUCGGGUCAAGCUCAUCAGACAAUAAGAAUGAUCCUUUUGCUCCGAAAGGCUCAACAACAGACAGUGAUCCCUUUGCAGCUAAAAGUUCAAUGACCGGGGAUGACCCUUUUGCGUCUAAAUCGCCAGCAACGAGCGGUGACCCGUUUGCGUCAAAGGCGACGAAGAGCGAUGACCCGUUUGCGGGUAGCACGAAUGCAAGUGACCCAUUUGCAGGGUCAACGAACACUGAUGACCCAUUCAAAGGAAGUGAUCCCUUUGCUUCUGAAUCGAUAGGAGGAUUAACAAAUGGCAGUGCAGAGACUAAAACAAGUGAUCCCUUUGGGUCAAUAGAUCCAUUUGGAGGUAGUGCUUUCAAGGAAGACUCAUUCAGCAAAAGCUCCAGUACUGAUACGUUCAGCAGUGAUCCUUUCAGUCGUCAGGAGGACACCCCGGCGCUACCCCCAAAGAAAAGCAGAGGGCCCAGCACCUCUACCACCGCCAAGCCUGCCUCCAGCUCACCAAGUACUACGUCCACUGCUAGCGACCCCUUCCAGGCUUUCACCACCAACUCCACCCCCCACAGCGACCCCUUUGCCAAAGCCGACUCCUCCGCCAGCACCAAUGACCCCUUCGCAUCAACAGGGUCCGCGGGGGGCAAGGUCAACAGCUCCAAUGACCCCUUUGCCCCCUCGGGGGCUGGGAAGGAUCCCUUUGGUGGUAGUGGAGGAGGGAGUGAUCCGUUUUCAGGGGGAGGAGAUCCGUUUGGUGGCAGUGCUGGAGGCAAAGCUGAUAGUGGCUCAGAUCCAUUUGCAAACUUUGCUGAUUUUGGCAGUGCCAAGUUUGAAGGAAAACCAUUAAGUGAGGACGACCAACUGGUGUGGGCCGUCAAAGAAGCACAAAAGGAAGAAGAAAGACAAAAACAACUUGCCAUUCAGGAGGAGAAUGACCUUAAGAGGGCGCUACAGUUAAGUCAGGAUGAAGUGGGUUCAUCAGAGGCAUAGCAUGAUGCUCUGGGUUCCUCAGGAUCCUGACCUGACCGUAAAACUUUGAGAACACCACCAUGUUCACAUGCAGACUGUUUAGCAUUGGCGAAUUAAUGAACAUUUUCACAUGCUAGUAUUGUUGUGCUCUGUUUAUUUGUGUACCUUCUCGAGAAAAAGAAAUCUAGACAUGAACAUUUUGUCUGUUUUGUGACACUUCAUCAAGAUAAUGGUUUAAAUAGUAAACAUAAAGGAAUGGGGAACAAGGUCAUGGACUCUUACGGAGAUCUGCACCCCAAGAUUUUGCCUUCUGCUUAUGGGCUGCUACUAAACAAAGAAGAACGGAAAGCAAGCUCAUUCACGAUAAUGAUUAGAUUUACAUAUCAAGAUUUAGCAUGUUUGUUACACAUCAAGAUUUUCAUCGUACGAAACUUAGAGGAAUGAAAAGAAAGUGAAAACGUUGGCAGGUUUCCUGCAAGGUGAAGAUAAAGGAAACUCGUCAUGCUGCAUGGAAGGUUGACGUUCAUGCUGAUGAUUUUGUAGUUGUCGCUUCCAUGGAAGGGAUUCUCUUCUGAAAGGACGAUGAUUUGCAGGAGCUGGGUUUAAUAUAAGGAGUAGCAUGCUGCAGCCUCGUGCAAUGUCAUCAGAAUGUCAUCCAUCCCAUCAUAGUUUCCACCUUUGUGACCUACACACGUAUCAUUAACCUUAUGAGUGAGUGACAGCAUGACAUAGAUGUGUUAUAAAACAAUGUUGACCAGUUUGUAUGGUUUGGAGUCAUAUGACACCCUACCAGUCAUGUGACAUCCUACCAGUCAUGUGACAUCCUACCAGUCAUUCUUCGCCAGUUUGUAUGGUUUUGAGUCAUGUGACAACCCACUGAAGUCAUGUGACACCCUACCAGUCAUGUGACACCCUAACAGUCAUGUGACAUCCUACCAGUCAUGUGACAUGACCGUCAAUGAUCACUUAUCUGACAAUGAUGCUUUCAUCGCUGACAUGUCCAAUUUCAUCCCCCAUUUAAUUUUGUGUUCACUCUCCAUGGAUCAAUUAAGAUGCUAUCUAAAUGAUGUAUUAAAGGCCACUUAUAGAUCAUUAUAUUCCCUCUUACCAAAGGGGGCUGUUUAACUCUUUUCUGUAGUCUUGUUGAUAUUUAUCUGUAGAGAUUGUGCUUUCUUCCCUAUUAAAAGGCUCGUUCAGAUAUGAGGAGCAAAACCGCUGCUUUUU
This is a messenger RNA of Strongylocentrotus purpuratus (purple sea urchin), 4595 nucleotides long. Its product is annotated as epidermal growth factor receptor substrate 15-like 1. The transcript has 21 exons. Lineage: Eukaryota; Metazoa; Echinodermata; Echinoidea; Camarodonta; Strongylocentrotidae. Gene Ontology annotation, biological process: endocytosis; endosomal transport. Gene Ontology annotation, cellular component: clathrin coat of coated pit; plasma membrane; cytoplasm. The coding region runs from base 69 to 3392 and encodes 1107 amino acids. The record is from RefSeq and is a predicted model, not a curated record. Gene Ontology annotation, molecular function: cadherin binding; calcium ion binding.